CGAAUCCUAGACCCAUCCGCAGCCAGCCACUAACUCGGCGGUCCCCCGCAGAAGGCCCAACUCGCUGACGUCACCGGGCGGGGGCGGCGGCGGCGACGAGGCCGGCCACCUGGCCAGCGACCAGGCGCGCUCCUCCGACGAGCCGGAGGACGACGACGAGGAGCGCAUGCUCGACGUCGUCGGCGACCGCGCUUCGCCGGCGCCUCCACCGCUGCCAACGCUGCCGACGCUGCCGCCGGCGCCCGGCAGCCCGCCCCGGCCAGACACGCCACUCAUCAAGCAAGAGGCCAAGGAGGAGGUCAAACCCGAGCGGCCGCCGCCGCUCUCGUUCCGACCCUACGACGACAGCCCCAGCAAGAAGCGGUCGCUGACGGCCGAGCGGGAGCCGGAGCCGGAGCCGGAGCCUGAGCCAGAGCCGGAACCGGAGCCGGAGCCGGAGCCGGAGCCGGAGCCGGAGCGACGGCGGGCGGACAGUGAGCGCGACAGUGACAGUGAACGGGACGGCAGUGACGCCGAGUGCGGCAGCGCGUUCCGGAGCGUGCGCUCGGAAGGGCCGCGCACCUCGGACGAUGAGCGCCAGCCGAGCACGCACCCGAACGUGUCGGUCGGGCCGCCCAUGCAGCCGCCGCACCUGCUGCCCUACCUGUACUCGCCCGGCCUCUACCCGCACCCAAGCAUGGGUCUGCCGGGGCUCGGCCACCUGCUGCAGCAGAACGCGGCAGCCGCGGCAGCCGCCGCCGCCGCCGCCGCCGCCCAGACGUCGCUCCCGCUCAACCUGCUCGGCUCGGCCUCAUCGCCGCUCACUUCCACGGCCGGCUCGUACCUGGGCGCGGCGCAGCUCAACCCCAACCUGCUGUUCAACGCGCACCUGGCGCUGGCCGCCUCGGGGCACUCGUUGUUCGCGCGGCCGGCACACGGCGCCACGGUCGCCUCGCAGCUGAAGAACAUCGAGAACAUGGUGAACGGACUGCACCGGCCGACCGGCGACUGA
Messenger RNA from Pollicipes pollicipes, 991 nucleotides. Its product is annotated as protein TsetseEP-like. Bases 167 to 991 code for a protein of 274 amino acids. The transcript has 3 exons. Lineage: Eukaryota; Metazoa; Arthropoda; Thecostraca; Pollicipedomorpha; Pollicipedidae. The record is from RefSeq and is a predicted model, not a curated record.